AUGAUGAACUUUAAAAGAUGCAUAAAGGAGCCUACUGUGUAUCUCAAGAAUGACAAUAAAGAAAGUCUGGUAGUUGCAAUCUAUGUUGAUGACUUGUUUGUGACAAGAACUUCACAAAAAGUCAUUGAUCAGUUUAAAAGGGAUACGUCAAGAGAGUUUGAGAUGUCAGACCUCGGAAAUUUGACAUAUUAUCUUGGUAUUGAAGUAGUACAAGGAACAUAUGGGAUAAGAAUAAAACAAGAAGGUUAUGCUCAAGGUAUUCUUAUCGAUACUAAGAUGGAUUCGUGUAACUCAGCGCAUAUACUAGUGGAUCCUGGUAUGGAGAUAUCAAAGGUUGAAGACCAACCUGAAAUUGAUGCCACAAGAUAUAGAAGAACGAUUGGGUUUUUAAGGUAUCUGCUUCACACACGUCCUGACUUAGCUUUUGCUGUAGGAGUUUUGAGCCGGUAUAUGCAGAGUCCGAUAGAGGUUGUUGGAUACAACGACAAUAGUUACAAAGCUGAUAUCGAUGAUGGAAGAUGUACUGGAGGUCAUGUGUUUUAUCUUGGUUCAUCAUUAAUCACUUGGACUUCAUAA
Messenger RNA from Camelina sativa (false flax), 576 nucleotides. Lineage: Eukaryota; Viridiplantae; Streptophyta; Magnoliopsida; Brassicales; Brassicaceae. The record is from RefSeq and is a predicted model, not a curated record.